UUUCCUCUUCGUGUUUUGUUUUUUGAUCGCCUAGCGAGUCGUUCGUUUUUACAUAUUCGUUCUUAAAAUUAAUUAACUAAAUACAAUUUCACGUUUAUAUUAACAAGCAUGUUUUGCACAAAAAACGGAUUAAUUGACUAACAUUAGGAAGUGGCGCAAUGUUAUUUUUUUUCAGGAUCUUGAUUCUUCAAUACGUACCGUGAAUGGCGAUUGCAAAAUUCCAUUGUGCUUCAGCUGCUUCACCUAAUAAGGUUAACGAUCCUGCUUCUAGAAAGGGCGCCUAACUUUAUAGACAAGAAUAAUUAUUUUUUAUGACCCCUUUUUUCCAAACAGCUUGGAACUUGGAAUUAAAAUAGUGCAACAUGGAAUGGCGUAAUUCGUUUCACCUUUCCCCGCUCAAGAGGGCAAACAAUCAUCAGAAGGCAUAGUCUUCCCCUUCCAUCCCAAUACCCAAACUCUUUUACAGAAAAUUUGUUCGAGUGGUAUCUUUUCACACCGCAAACACGUGCUGAUUCCGGCUUUCGCUACUAUAAUUGGAAUAAUUUAACUGCGACCAAAGACCGGACGAAUGUUGGUGGGCUGACGUCCUGCAUUUUCUUUUCUAACCUUGGCAUUUUAAAAAUGAGCGGAAAUUCAGGUUGAUAAAGAAGUUAGUGGUUCAUAAUGGUUCCCAGCAUUUUAUACCCACAUUUCUCUCAUAUCAGGAGUGAAUCACCAGGAAAUUUGUCAUAACCUGUUCUUCCUUUGUGAUUUCUUGAAACCCAGAAACCAAAUCGUUUAGUACCAUGGUGACUUUUAACGACUUCAGUGAUGCUGACUCGUUCUAUGAUCUGGAGAAAACUAUUUCUCAGUUCGAGAUUGGCACGGAUGUCUUGAAAAUUUUUAAUAAGCAAGCUCCUGAAAAAAGGCAUCUGUCCGUCAAGAGAUGGUCCCGUCAAAUUGUCUGGAACAAACUGGGAAUGAUCCAAAAGAAGACCUACGAAGGAAUAAUUGAUUUAAGAGAUGUCAAAGAAAUCAGAAGUGGAAAAAAUUCCAGCAACUUUGAGCUGCUGUCAAAAUUGCAAAUCGACAAGACUGAAGAACUCGAAGAAGCUCGAUGCUUUGUCAUUUGCUACACGCGCGAAUUUAAUAUGAAAACCCUUUCUAUCUGUGCCAAAUCCGAAAAGGAGCGCGACGAUUGGGUGAAGGGAUUACGUAGUCUGACUCACGACACUAUCAAUGCUUCCUACCCGGUGCGGAUGGAACGUUGGUUGUGGAAGGAAUUUUACCGCAUGACUUCCGAGAAAGAGAACGUCAAUGUGAAGGAUAUCAGAGCCUUUUUGCCGCAAGUCAACUGUCAAAUCCCCAAGACUCGGCUCCAAGAAAUUUUCAGCGAAGUCAACAAUCGGAGUGUUGGCGAAUUAUCGUUCGACGAGUUCGCAUCUCUCUGCAAUAAACUUACCUACGAUGAAAAGAUUUUCGAUUCAUUCUUUUCCAAAUAUUCUUCCGAAGAAAAUACGAUCACUCUUUCAAACUUCAAGGCAUUCCUUGCGCAACAGGGUGACAGCAAAGCCUUUAAGGACAGCGAUCUAUUGAUAGCCAACUUCAUGAGAGAUUUUACUAGAGAUCCACGGCAGAAUAACUUCGAUCAAGAUUACGAGAAAGGAUUUUUUUGUGAUAAAGAGUUCAUUAAUUACCUGUUUUCACAUCACAACGAACUCUUCGAUCCUCAACACAAGAGUGUCAAUCAGGAUAUGACGCAACCUUUAUCUAGUUAUUGGAUCGCCUCUUCCCAUAAUACGUAUUUAACUGGUGACCAGCUGAAAAGCCCUUCAAGUUGCGAUGCUUACGCCAGAUGUCUAAUGCAAGGCUGUCGCUGCGUCGAACUGGAUUGUUGGGACGGUCCAGACGGAACACCGUUAAUCUACCACGGAUUACUCGGGAUGACUUUGACGUCGAAAAUCAGUUUUCUAGAAGUUGUGAAGACGAUCAAGGAAUACGCUUUUGUCGCAUCAUCUUUUCCAGUCAUCUUGUCGAUUGAGAACCACUGUUCGCUGCCGCAGCAAUUGAAAAUGGUCGAGAUUUAUGAAGAGGUGUUUGGUUCUAUGUUGCUCAAGAGUCCAAUCGAACUGGAUGACGUGAGAAUGCUGCCUUCACCUCAGGAUUUGCAGGGGAAGAUUAUCGUCAAGAACAAAAAGCUACCCGAAAAUUCCGGUACUUGUACUUCGCCAUCUGUUUCUCCUAAAAAUGAUGAGAAUUUGAGGAAGAUGACCGGCGUUUUGUAUAUGAGAGAUAAGGCGAGUGCUGAUUGGGUCUCAUAUUUUGUCGUGUUCAACGACACCAAAAUGUUCUACAUGAAAUUCCAGUGUAAAGGAAGCGAGCCGGACGAAGAGGAAGAGGAUGAUGGGGAAGUGAAUUACGUUUACCAGCAGAUACCGGACGAUGUUGUGGAAUACGAGCUGCAUUAUAGUGAGGUCUGGUUUCACGGUCAUAUGGAAGGUGGAAAGUUCAAGGCAAAAGAACUUUUGGAAGAGUACGGACCCAAACUAGGCGAUGGAACUUUCCUAGUCCGCAACAGUGGCAAUCUAAUCGGAGACUAUACAAUAUCAUUUUGGUACAAAUCCAAAGUCGAGAACAUCCGCAUCAAGAGUAGAGUAGUUACUAGUCAAACUGGGAAACGGAAGAAAGAUUUUCAGUUAAAGAAUGGUGGACCUUUUUUCGACAGUUUGUGUAGUUUAGUCGAUUAUUACGAAACUAAUCCAUAUGAAGCUCCAAAUUUCAAAGUUUAUUUCGACAAACCCGUUCCUCAUUUCCGUACUCACGUGGGGAAAAACUGGUUCCACCCAAAUAUUGGACAGGCGGAAGCUGUCGAGUUACUUCGCAAGAUUCCAAUAUCCGGUGCAUUUCUCGUUAGAUCCAGCGAUAACGAUCCGGACCAGUUUACUAUCUCAUUCAGGACUGAAACGGAGAUAAAACACUGCCGCAUCAAGCAAGAUGGUCGUCUAUUCAUGAUUGGAAGAGCCCAGUUUGUUAGCCUUGUCGCUUUGAUAAGCCACUACGAAAAGAACCCACUUUACAAGCAAGUUCAUCUUCGUUUACCAGUGACGGAAGAGGCGAUCCGCCAUUAUGAAAAGAAUACCCAAGCUGAAAUAGCGAUUUCGUGUUCACCAGAAGAUCCUUCUAAUUACAUUGAUUGCACAGCUUUGAUGGAAUCCAUGAGGAUAUCAGUGAAAACUCUGCAGAGUUACAAUGCUCGAAGGAAAGAUGAGCUCAGUUUCCCUAAAGACGCCAUUAUCAAAAACGUGAAGAAGGUGGACACUGAUUGGUGGCGAGGGGACUAUGGGAAAAAAUAUCAGUGCCUCUUCAUGGCUUCUUAUACGGAAGAAAUCGACUACGACGAAGGAAUACGACACGAAGAAGAAAAUUCCGCAGUUGGCAUAACUAAAGGCUUACAGAAAAAAGACGCUUUCUUCGAUAUGACGGGGGCAACAGUGGAGUUGUUGAAAGUGCGCCAGUCAACGAUUCAUGGGUCGUCGGAGUCUGAGCAGCAAACAGUUGAGGGUGGAGUAAUACCGAGGUGGAUAGUGCUCGUAAAAUUAGCAUCCGAAACAGAAAAAAUCGAACUAGGUGUGGAAUCCAGGGAAAAUGCUUUAAACUGGGCUAAUGCUAUCAGGAACGCAAGCGGAUGUGAAACGGAACCACCGUUUGAUGAGCAAGAGAACAAUGAUACGAUCCAGUUCAGCGAAAUCGAAAAUAAAUACAGCAUUGCUAAAGGACUCUCCGAUAUCAUCGUCUACUGCCAGGCUACGCAUUUCAAUCAAGAACGUAUCCUGAGCAAGGGUCGAAACCCUUGUGAAAUGUCGUCCUUCUGCGAACCAGAAAAGCUGAUGACUCAACAAGAGUACCAAUUCUUUCUCUGGUAUCAUCAGGUGAUGCUAAGCCGCAUCUAUCCGGCCGGUAAAAGGAUAGAUUCUAGCAAUUACAACCCAGUUCCUUUUUGGAAUGUCGGCUCUCAGCUUGUGGCUUUAAAUUAUCAAACACCCGACAGAAGUAUGCAGUUAAACGAAGCCAAGUUUCUGCAAAAUGGAAAAUGCGGAUAUGUUUUAAAGCCGAGUUACUUGCGGGAGUAUUCUAGUGACUACAAACCGUCUUCCGUUUGUUCACUGACUGAUGAAACUGCAGUUUCAUUCGUCGUGAUGAUCAUCUCUGCCCGUCAUCUCAUCUACCGUCCAAACGGCCUCACCACCAGCUUAGGAGUAGUUAGUCCAUUUGUCGAGAUUGAGAUAAUCGGCUGUGAUGAAGAUAUGAAGAGCAGCAAUAAGCACACCACAAAGACCAUCACCGAUAAUGGUUUUAAUCCAUUUUGGGAUGAAUCUUUCCAAUUUCAUGUUUCGCGCCCAUCAUUAGCCUUUUUACGGUUUGUCGUCUAUGACAGUGAUAGUUUUAGCGAUUCCCGCUUCAUAGCACAAGCCACAUAUCCGCUGUCGUGCAUUCGUCGAGGAUUUCGUAGCGUUCCGUUAAAUAACGACUUUAACGACCUACUAGAAAUGUCUUCCCUCCUAAUUUUCCUAGAUUACAACAAACAAGAACAGGUGGUGGAACAUAAACCUCUCAACACUGGCUAUUCGAAGCUGCUACUAAGAGAGAGAACAAUCAGACUCCGCGAAUUACAAACCCAAAAGUCUGAAGUUGAAAUGCGAGAGAUCGAACUUUCGGUCAAAGAAGUUCGUACUGAAUUCCAGAAAACCGAAUUCAGGAUAUAGGAGAUUUAAAAAACAUAUCGAUUCAGGCAUAAUAACGAGUAAUACAAUGAUUUGAAAGCCCUGCUGCAGAUAUGAGAGACUGCCGCCAACAGGUAUUUAAGACGCCUUUAACCAUUACACCAAUAAGCCAUGGGCGCUUAUAUACUUUAUAUUAUUUUCUUGUGUAAUAAAAAUGCAUCGUACUCAUAUGAAAAUUUGUUAAGUAAUAAUCGUCUUGCAACUUCCUUAUAGUUUGAUAAAUAUUACCACACAUUUUUUCUCUGCCACACAACAUGGAAAUCGCUGCGUGUACUAACACAAGCACUUUCGCCUUGCGGCACUUUCAGUUGGCAACUGAAGAUUCGUUAAGUUCCUAUUUAAGUAAAUACACGCAUUCUUAUUUA
This is a messenger RNA of Daphnia pulicaria, 5125 nucleotides long. RefSeq names its product 1-phosphatidylinositol 4,5-bisphosphate phosphodiesterase gamma-1-like. NCBI's taxonomy places the organism in Eukaryota, Metazoa, Arthropoda, Branchiopoda, Diplostraca, Daphniidae. Gene Ontology annotation, molecular function: phosphatidylinositol-4,5-bisphosphate phospholipase C activity; protein binding. The transcript is spliced from 23 exons. Gene Ontology annotation, biological process: lipid metabolic process; phosphatidylinositol-mediated signaling; positive regulation of epithelial cell migration. The record is from RefSeq and is a predicted model, not a curated record. The coding region runs from base 786 to 4742 and encodes 1318 amino acids.